AUGAAGCUCAUCUCAUAUGACCGUAAUUCCAUGCUCCUGCAGGCUUGUUUGGACGAAAAAGUAUUGAUAGUGAAAGAACUCCUGUCAAGCAGUUCCGUCGACAUUAAUACCAAAGCAAAGGCUGGAUGGACGCCCGUGUUAAUUGCUGCUUUCAAGGGAAAUGUGGAAUUAUUUACCCUUUUGGUCAAGGAGGAAUGUGACCUCUCCAAUAAAUUAGAUGACGGUAAGAAUAUCUUACAUGUGGCAUGUUUGAGCGACAAUGUAGAUAUUGCUGAGUAUCUUCUCUCUCAUGGGAUAAGUAACAUAGAUAGCACAGACAAGACGGGGAGAACACCGGUUAUAUGUGCAGCAGAGAAGGGCAGUAAGAAAGUUUUUGAUCUGCUGGUGAGCAAAGGAUGCAACUUGUCGGUAGUGGAUGAUCUAAGUAGAAACAUUCUACAUGUUGCAUGUUUGAGUGACAAUGUAGACCUUGUUAAGGAUCUUAUCUCGCAUGGGAUAACUGAUAUAGAAAGCAGAGGUGAGGAUGGAGCUACACCGGUGAUGUAUGCAGCAGAGAAGGGCAACAAAAGAGUUGUUGAUCUGUUGGUGAACAAAGGAUGCAAAUUGUCGGUUGUGGAUGAUCGAGGUAGAAACAUUCUACAUGUUGCAUGUUUGAGUGACAAUGUAGACCUUGUUAAGGAUCUUAUCUCGCAUGGGAUAGCUGAUAUAGAAAGCAGAGGUGAGGAUGGAGCUACACCGGUGAUGUAUGCAGCAGAGAAGGGCAAUAAAAGAGUUGUUGAUCUGUUGGUGAACAAAGGAUGCAAAUUGUCGGUAGUGGAUGAUCGAGGUAGAAACAUUCUACAUGUUGCAUGUUUGAGUGACAAUGUUCAUAUUGUUGAGGAUCUAUUCUUGCUAGGGAUAGCUGAUAUAGAAAGCCGAGGUAAGGAUGGAGGUACAUCGGUGAUGUAUGCAGCAGAGCAGGGCAAUAAAAGAGUUGUUGAUCUGCUGAUGAACAAAGGAUGCAAAUUGUCGGUUGUGGAUGAUCGAGGUAGAAACAUUCUACAUGCUGCAUGUUUCAGUGACAAUGUACAUAUUGUUGAGGAUCUAUUCUUGCUAGGGAUAGCUGAUAUAGAAAGCAGAGGUAAGGAUGGAGGUACAUCGGUGAUGUAUGCAGCAGAGAAGGGCAAUAAAAGAGUUGUUGAUCUGCUGAUGAACAAAGGGUGCAUCUUGUCGGUUGUGGAUGAUCGAAGUAAAAAUAUUCUACACGCUGCAUGUAUGAGUGACAAUGCAGACAUUGUUGAGGAUCUUCUCUCGCGUGGGAUAGCUGGUAUAGAGAGCAAAGACAAGAAUGGGGCAACACCAGUGAUGUAUGCAGCAGAGAAGGGCAAUAAGAAAGUUGUUGAUCUGCUGGUGAGCAAAGGAUGCAACUUGUCGGUAGUGGAUGAUCUAGGUAGAAACAUUCUACAUGCUGCAUGUUUGAGUGACAAUGUAGAUAUUGUUGAGGAUCUUCUCCGGCAUGGGAUAGUUGACAUAGAGAGCAAAGACAAGAAUGGGGCAACACCAGUGAUGUAUGCAGCAGAAGGGCAAUAA
This is a messenger RNA of Haliotis rubra (blacklip abalone), 1569 nucleotides long. Its product is annotated as serine/threonine-protein phosphatase 6 regulatory ankyrin repeat subunit B-like. Gene Ontology annotation, biological process: protein localization to ciliary inversin compartment. Bases 1 to 1569 code for a protein of 522 amino acids. The transcript has a single exon. Gene Ontology annotation, cellular component: ciliary inversin compartment. The record is from RefSeq and is a predicted model, not a curated record. Gene Ontology annotation, molecular function: protein binding. NCBI's taxonomy places the organism in Eukaryota, Metazoa, Mollusca, Gastropoda, Lepetellida, Haliotidae.